AUGGAACGCUCAUUACCCAAUAUAUUAGUAACUGGUACACCUGGUACUGGUAAAACAACAACAAGUGAAAUGAUUGCAGAAGCUACUGGUUUAGAACACAUUAAUGUAGGCGAACUUGUAAAGAAAAAGCAACUGCAUGAAGGUUAUUUAGAAGAAUUUGAUACUCACAUCUUGGAUGAAGACAAACUUCUUGAUGAAUUAGAAGAUGUUUUAAAGGAAGGUGGAAAAGUAGUUGAUUUUCAUACUUGUGAGAUCUUUCCUGAACGAUGGUUUGAUUUAGUACUUGUACUUCGUACUGAUACCACCAAUUUAUACGAUCGUAUGGUGAAAAGAGGAUACAAUAAACGUAAAAUUGAUGAAAAUAUGGAAUGUGAAAUUAUGCAGGUUGUGCUAGAAACAGCUCAUGAAUCUUAUGCUCCAGAAAUAGUUGUUGAACUUCCAAGUAAUACAACGGAUGAUAUGGAAAGUAAUGUAGAUCGAGUUAAACAAUGGUUAGAAGCAUGGAAAGCAAAUAAUAACUGA
Cokeromyces recurvatus is the source of this 522-nucleotide messenger RNA. Its product is annotated as AAA domain-containing protein. The transcript is spliced from 3 exons. Gene Ontology annotation, molecular function: ATP hydrolysis activity; AMP kinase activity; ATP binding. NCBI's taxonomy places the organism in Eukaryota, Fungi, Mucoromycota, Mucoromycetes, Mucorales, Mucoraceae. The record is from RefSeq and is a predicted model, not a curated record. Gene Ontology annotation, cellular component: cytoplasm; nucleus. The coding region runs from base 1 to 522 and encodes 173 amino acids.